UGGCAGUGGCGGCGGCGGCGUCGGUGGCGGCGGCGGCGGCGGCGGCAGCAGCUGUGAGGGGGGGUUCCGGGAAGAUGGUGCUGAUUAAAGAAUUCCGGGUGGUUUUGCCAUGUUCUGUUCAGGAGUAUCAGGUUGGACAACUCUAUUCUGUUGCCGAAGCCAGUAAGAAUGAGACUGGUGGUGGAGAAGGAAUAGAGGUCUUAAAGAAUGAACCUUAUGAGAAGGAUGGAGAAAAGGGACAGUACACACACAAAAUCUAUCACCUAAAGAGCAAAGUUCCUGCAUUCGUAAGGAUGAUUGCUCCUGAGGGCUCCUUGGUGUUCCAUGAGAAAGCCUGGAAUGCAUAUCCCUACUGUAGAACAAUUGUAACGAAUGAAUAUAUGAAAGAUGAUUUCUUCAUUAAAAUUGAAACAUGGCACAAACCAGACUUGGGAACAUUAGAAAAUGUUCAUGGUCUAGAUCCAAACACGUGGAAAACAGUUGAAAUUGUCCACAUAGACAUUGCAGAUCGAAGUCAAGUUGAAGCAGCAGACUACAAAGCUGAUGAAGACCCUGCAUUAUUCCAGUCAGCCAAGACCAAGAGAGGCCCUCUGGGACCCAACUGGAAGAAGGAGCUGGCCAAUGACCCGGACUGUCCUCAGAUGUGCGCCUAUAAGCUGGUGACCAUCAAGUUCAAGUGGUGGGGCCUGCAGAGCAAAGUAGAAAACUUCAUUCAGAAGCAAGAGAAAAGGAUAUUUACAAAUUUCCAUCGCCAGCUUUUCUGUUGGAUUGACAAGUGGAUCGAUCUGACAAUGGAAGACAUUAGGAGAAUGGAAGAUGAGACCCAGAAAGAACUAGAAACAAUGCGUAAGAAGGGUUCCGUCCGAGGCACGUCGGCUGCUGAUGUCUAGAUGAGCCCCUGUAGGGUCAGAGACAAUAUCACACUGUUUACGUAAUCAAGGUCAAGUGAGAGGAACCAGUGCAGCCAGCGACGAGUGACGGAGGACUGACGGCAUCACACAGGCGCAGGUCCCGGCGUGUGUAUGUGUGUGUGUGCGCACGUGCAUGCGUGCGCGUCUCUGUAGCUGUAUAUAGAACGCAUGUAGAGCUACAGAAACCAGGAACACACUCGUGUGUAUAUAUGUACAUACAAACACACCGAAGGGAUCUGCACAGCUCCCCAGCUCUGUACCUGUCUUCAGCAAGAAUGCGGAAGAAAAUAUUUUCAAUAUAUAUACAUAUAUAUAUAUAUAUGUACCUGGGACAGAUUUGAAUAAUUAUCAGAGUAAUACCAUUAAUGGACAAAUUGACUGCGAUGUGAUCCUAGCUGGUAUGCUUCAUAAAUGUCAAAUUGUGGACCAAUAUAUAUAGCCUUUUGUUAUUUUUCUGUUCUUUUCAAGUCAGUCUCCUGUACAUUUUUGUUAUAAUCCUAUAAGCAACUAGACUCCCCCCAGAAAGAUUGCUUCACCAUUUUUAUUUAGUAUUCCAACGAAUUUGAAAUGUAAACUCUGAAUGUAUUUAUAACUAUUUAUUUCUGGAUGGUCAUUAUCAUCCAGCCAAAUUUGUUAAUUAUCUAUGAAGUACAGACUCAUUUUUACUCCUUCACCCCAAGGGAAGAGUCCUUUUAAAAAGAAAUUUUCCAGUUUUUAUUGGAUUUUUGUAUUUUAAAUUUCAAGUAUUUUUCUACAUCAAACGUAGUUUUAAAAAAAAAUGGAGAUGACGGUUUGUGAUUUCUAAUGAACACUAGGUGGUUUUGAGGCUCUUGUUUGGCGCACACAGGGGUCCGCCCCUACAUUAACCUGAGCGGCAGCGGAAGGACAGAACUGUGGAUUCUUGCUUGUGAAAAGAGUGGUUUCUGCUCCUUAGGCAUGGCCAGGGUGGGUUGAGCCAGGGAGUCCCUGCUCUUCCUGCCCCCCUGCCGGCUGGGGGCCCCCGGUCCUGGGUUAGAGGCAGUGAGGGGCAGCGGGGGCUGGCCUGUAAGCCUGAGUGCUCCUGGCUGCUCAGAAGUCACUGUGCCCUUUUUUUUAAAUUUUUUUUAACUUUUCUGCUUUUUUUUUUUUUUUUAAAGAAGGAACAAUAGCUAGGAAAGAUUUUUUUUUUUUUUAAAUCAACUUUCUCUGUCUGAAUGUCUGUUCUCCGUGUCAGUCCCGGAGGCCUCUGGUCACAAGCUUUCUUUAACCUGCAGCCCCAUCCGUCACAUUAACUGUCAGUCCUGCCUGCCCUGCCCACUUGGCAGUGUGGCCAGCCGGGCCCCUGUGCCUGCCCCAGGCCGGCCUCCUGCUUCUCCGUCCUCCUGUGCCCAGGACAAAGGCUUGUGUUUACUGCCCACGUGCAGGUGGGCAUAAGCGUGGUCAGAGUGGAAUCAUGGUCCUGCCGGGUGCUGCUUAUUUUGGGUAUUUGGUGCCAUGCAGAGCCUGGCUCUGGCCUCUUCACAAACCCUGUGCACUGGCCCCUGAAGUCUGGCCGGCACAUGGGUUUCAAACGCUUUUCUAACAACUGGAGGUGGGAGGGAAUGCGUGGCGAAUGUAAAACACCCCAUUUACCUGGCAGUCUCUUGUAAAUUACAGUAAAGCAAAGUAAAUGAAAUUUAAACAAAAAUAAUAAAUUUGAUCACUAAAGCCCCUGGUAUGCUCGA
This is a messenger RNA of Perognathus longimembris pacificus (Pacific pocket mouse), 2614 nucleotides long. RefSeq names its product phosphatidylinositol transfer protein beta (gene Pitpnb). The coding region runs from base 75 to 890 and encodes 271 amino acids. The record is from RefSeq and is a predicted model, not a curated record. Gene Ontology annotation, cellular component: cytoplasm. Gene Ontology annotation, molecular function: phosphatidylcholine intramembrane carrier activity; phosphatidylinositol binding; phosphatidylcholine binding. Gene Ontology annotation, biological process: phospholipid transport. The transcript has 12 exons. NCBI's taxonomy places the organism in Eukaryota, Metazoa, Chordata, Mammalia, Rodentia, Heteromyidae.